Mandrillus leucophaeus (drill) is the source of this 1817-nucleotide messenger RNA. It is a transcript of the gene PDGFRL, whose product is annotated as platelet-derived growth factor receptor-like. The coding region runs from base 1 to 1512 and encodes 503 amino acids. The transcript has 9 exons. The record is from RefSeq and is a predicted model, not a curated record. NCBI's taxonomy places the organism in Eukaryota, Metazoa, Chordata, Mammalia, Primates, Cercopithecidae.
AUGAGAUGGGCUGCUUCUCACCAGGGGGAGCACACACGGACAUCUCGCCCGCUAGCAAACUGCUUUGAUCAGCAGUUACGGGGCUGGAUGCAGCGCCCAACUCGGGCCACAGAGGAGCAGCAAGAACCCAGGGCAACGGUCCUGACCUCUCCAAGCCCCCCACCUCCGGGCGAAUCAAGCAUCCCUAGCCAGCGCCUGGUCCAGCCCCCACUGUCAACGUGUCGGUCUGGGAGGUGGCGCGGGAGCCUCGGAUCGCUUCCACUUCCCAGCGGCGUGGCCGAGACCUCUGCUGCUGAGAGCGGGUGCCACCUAAGCACGGCAGUCGCUGAUUCCGUUGUAGAGUUCCAGGUGACCUCCCCCUCCCCUCGCAGUCCUGGGAGUGAUAAACCACAUGUUCACGGGGAGCAGAAUAAUGGGCAAACAGCAGAUUCAGCAGCAGUUACUGGCCAACACCUUCCCAAGAACAAGCGUCCAAAGGAACCAGGGGAGAAUAGAAUCAAACCUACCAACAAGAAGGUGAAGCCCAAAAUUCCUAAAAUAAAGGACAGGGACUCAGCCGAUUCAACACCAAAGACGCAGUCUAUCAUGAUGCAGGUGCUGGAUAAAGGUCGCUUCCAGAAACCCGCCGCUACCCUGAGUCUGCUGGCGGGGCAAAGUGUAGAGCUUCGAUGUAAGGGGAGUAGAAUUGGAUGGAGCUACCCUGCAUAUCUUGACACCUUUAAGGACUCUCGCAUCAGUGUCAAGCAGAAUGAGCGCUACGGCCAGUUGACUCUGGUCAACUCUACCUCGGCGGACACGGGUGAAUUCAGCUGCUGGGGGCAGCUCUGCAGCGGCUACAUCUGCAGGAAGGACGAGACCAAAACAGGCUCCACCUACAUCUUUUUCACAGAGAAAGGAGAACUCUUUGUGCCGUCUCCCAGCUACUUCGAUGUUGUCUACUUGAACCCGGACAGACAGGCUGUGGUUCCUUGUCGGGUGACUGUGCUGUCGGCCAAAGUCACGCUCCACAGGGAAUUCCCAGCCAAGGAGAUCCCAGCCAAUGGAACGGACAUUGUUUAUGACAUGAAGCGGGGCUUUGUGUAUCUGCAACCUCAUUCCGAGCACCAGGGCGUGGUUUACUGCAGGGCGGAGGCCGGGGGCAGAUCUCAGAUCUCCAUCAAGUACCAGCUGCUCUACGUGGCAGUUCCCAGUGGCCCUCCCUCAACAACCAUCUUGGCCUCUUCAAACAAAGUGAAAAGUGGGGACGACGUCAGUGUGCUCUGCACUGCCCUGGGGGAGCCCGACGUGGAGGUGGAAUUCACGUGGAUCUUCCCAGGGCAGAAGGAUGAAAGGCCUGUGACGAUCCAAGACACUUGGAGGCUGAUCCACAGAGGACUGGGACACACCACGAGACUCUCCCAGAGCGUCAUUACAGUGGAAGACUUUGAGACCAUUGAUGCAGGAUAUUACAUUUGCACUGCUCAGAAUCUUCAAGGACAGACCACAGUAGCUACCACUGUUGAGUUUUCCUGACUUGGAAAAGGAAGUGUAAUGAACUUAUGGAAAGCCCAUUUGUGUACACAGUCAGCUUUGGGGUACUUUUUAUUAGUGCUUUGCCAGAGGCUGACGUCAAGCACCAAACCCCAACCCCAGCAUCUUGAGUCCGACCCUGACACCCAAACUAAAAGGAAGUCAUCCAGUCUAUUCACAGAAGUGUUAAACUUUUCUAACAGAAAGCAUGUAUUUUGAUUGCUUACCUACAUACGUGUUCCUAGUUUUUAUACAUGUGUAAACAAUUUUAUAUACUCAUUUCUAUUAAAUGAACAAGUUUUUGUAAA